AUGCGUUUAAAAACACUUCGUAAAAAAAGACCAGCUUUCGAAAAUGAAGGAACUGUUGUUAGUGGCAGCAGAAUGGAUUUAUCGAACAAUGAAAUUAAACCAUUUAAACAUCGAACAAAUACUUCAUUUGCUUUACCAACAUCUCUCAAUAAUGAUUUAUCUUCUCUUAGUAUGUCAGUGUCUGAUCGUCUUCAUGACAUGGAAGUUCAACCUUCGCAACAAACACUAAUAAACCAAAGAUUGAACAAUCCAGCUCCGUCUCAAGCAACGCUUACACCAUCGUAUCACGCUCUUGAAGCUGCUUAUCUUGAACAUGGUAUUCGGAUACAUUUAAAUCCGACAACUGCUGCGACAGUGUCUCAACAGCAAAGUCAAACAAAUAUGAAUACAAGUGAUAGAAAAUCUGCAAGUACUCUUCAUCGAGUUAAAAUAUUUAUUAAUCGAAAUCCAAGUCGAUCAUCAAGCGCUCUGCACUACCCAACUGUUGUAACAGAACCAUAUCAAGAUACACGACCUUUUAGCGCAUUACAACAAACAUCUAUGACUGAUUUCGAAGGAACCGACACAAAUAAUGUGUCUGGUACGCAUAAAAAUGAAAAUCAACAAAACUCACACAAUCAAGAACAGUUAAAUUUUAACUAUUGCGCAUCAUCACUUUUGGUCAGUGAACAUUCGCAAAACUUGAUUUCAGCUGCAAAAGUAAUCGAUGAUAAUGAUGCAUCAUCAGCAGCCACAACAGUACUUGAUAAUGAUCCUGAUAUUGCUUAUAUGACUUCAUUAUUAAAAACAACUACUGGGGAUUCAUACCGGGAUACCAUUCGUCGUCGAGCUGGUCUCCGUCCAACACUGGCUGUACAUCGUCAUCCAGAAUCAACAGUAACAACGUCAACAAUAACCGCAACAACGACAAGCACAAAAUCUAAAAAACACGAAAAAUCAUCUGUUACACAGUCACCAACUGCAAAUGUUCGCAAAGUAUCAGUGCAUCAUUCUACUGUUAGUGUUAUGCCAAUAGCAUCACCUUCGAAAAAACAAGUUGAAAAAGAUAUUGUUAGACAUGCAUCACGUAUUCGAGCAAGCCAAAUGAAAGAUUAUUUCAAUCAUCAGGAUCGGCCUUCAAGAUCAAAUCUUAGUUAUCAAUUCUCAUCAAUGUCAAAUUCGCCAACAAGAACAAGUUAUCCGCAUACACAAAAUAAAAAUAAGAAACCAUCCAAAUCUAUUAGUCUGGAACCUCUCGAACUUCUCUUAGCACCUACACUUUGUUCAUCAGCAUCAUCAUCACCACGGACACCGGCACGUGUAAAUGCAUUAUCAUCGCAUGCUUUUUCUUGCGUUCAUCGUAAUAAUCAUGAAGAAUAUGUAAAACCUUCUAAAAUUUGUACUAAACCACCUAAACUUUCCUUUGAUGGAAGUAGUAAUUCUACACAUUAUGAUAUAACAACAAAGUUUUCCUUAUUUGAACACCCAGAUUCAUUAUCAUUGAAUGAUGAGAAUUCACCAUUAAUGAAAACUUCUAUACUAGGUAUGAUCUCAAGUAAUAAUAAUAAUACUCGCCAAUCAAAUUCAUCUGAUUCUGGAUGUUAUGAUCGAAGUAGUAGUAGUGGUGAUACACAUAGUAUAACAUCUGCAAGCAUUAAUCACACGCCAUGUUCAAUACCAUCAGGACGAUUAACAAGUGCAAGUACACGUCGUUCCAAUACAAGUAAAAAAGUUUCAUUCGAAGAUCAGGCAAGAACCAUUAUUGUGACAACAGCAAUAUAUGUAUAA
Rotaria socialis is the source of this 1767-nucleotide messenger RNA. The record is from the annotation of a GenBank genome assembly. Lineage: Eukaryota; Metazoa; Rotifera; Eurotatoria; Philodinida; Philodinidae.